AUGAAAGUUGCCGUUUGUUUUUUUAUUGUUUUUGCAUCAAUUUGCCUUUCGACAAGUUUCCCACAAAAAGAUGGAGCCGUUUUUAGUAACGAAGCCAUAAGACAAGCACAAAAUACAUUUUUAAUUCCAAAAGAUGCUCAAAUUCAAAAAGUAAAAGGAAUCGAAGUUGCAGCUUACGAAAACAUAAAAGGAGAUGAAAGCAUCAAUUUAUUUCAAAUAUUGGGAGAUCAAGUCCCACCGGAAGUUGUUAGCAAUUUGCAAGCUCAAGUUGAAAAAAUAGGAAAACAAUAA
Molecule: messenger RNA, 291 nt
Organism: Pediculus humanus corporis (human body louse)
Lineage: Eukaryota; Metazoa; Arthropoda; Insecta; Psocodea; Pediculidae
Exons: 2
Coding region: 1-291 (96 amino acids)
Source: RefSeq, a predicted model, not a curated record